AGUGACAGAGGUGCUGGACAGAGAUCAGACCGUCAUAUCGAUCAUGAGUGGCCCGUGUUUUGUGAGAACGGCAGCCAGAAGUUUCGCCGGUGGAUCAGGCCUCUUCAGACAGACUGGUUGCUUUUCAAGUAAAGACAAAGUCACACGAAAAAUGUCAUCCAGGAGACAAGCUGACCAUCUAGAAAGAACUGCUAGCGUUCAUAGAGAAAUGGAACUUUUCUCUGCUCGUGUUUGUGACAUUAGGAAUGAAUCUGAUUCAGUAAACAGACUGAGACUGGAGGUAUCACAUCCUGACUUCAGCUUUCGUGCUGGACAGUGGGUGGAUUUCUUCAUCCCAGGUGUGGAUACAGUGGGUGGCUUCUCCAUUUGCUCGAGUCCUGGCCUGCUGCAGAGAGAGGGAGUGAUUGAAUUGGCUGUUAAAAACACACGCCAUCCUCCAGCUCACUGGAUUCACACUAAAUGCUCUGUGGACUCGCAGGUAGCUGUGAGGGUGGGAGGUAACUUCUACUUUGACCCUCAACCUUCUGACCCCGUGGUGGACCUGUUGCUGAUAGCCGGUGGUGUUGGAAUCAACCCUCUGUACUCCAUCCUGCUGCAUGCAGCUGAUCUGCUUAGACACACUCAUGCUCACAGGUGCUCUCCAGGGCACACACACUUGUGCUACAGUGCAAGGAACACAGAAGAGCUGCUCUUCAAGAACACCAUUAUUGAUAUUUGUCAUGAGCGACCAGAUAAAUUCUCCUGCGAUUUCCAUGUUACCCAACAGAGCUCUGACACAGAGCAGGAACUUCAGCCUUACACCAUAAAUGGAAGGAUAUCAGAAGAGGAACUUAAGCGCCAUGUAGAUCCUGAGCACACAUUGUGUUAUCUUUGUGGCCCUCCUCCUAUGAUAGAGAAAGUUAAUUCAGACCUGCAGAAAGUCGGCCUAUCGGAGGACAGAAUCCUUUUUGAGAAAUGGUGGUAGCACUACAACUCAGAUCUUCACAGUGAUGGAUGCAUCUGCAUCAUCAUAGAAACAGACUGUAAUGGUAAUGGACCAGUAAAGCCUUUGAGAUCAAUUGAAACGCACAACAGACGCUAUGUCUGCAUUCUCCACAUUUAAAGGAAUAGUUCUCCCAAAAAUGAAAAUUACCCCAUGAUUUCCUAACCCUCAAGCUAUCUUAGGUGUUUAUGACUUUUUUUCCUUCCGAUGAAUACAAUCAGAGUUAUAUUUAAAAAUAUCCUGGCUCUAUUUAUAAGCUUUAUAAUGGCAAUAGUCCAGUAGAAGUCCGAUAAAGCGCAUCCUUUCAUCAUAAAAAAGUGCUCCACAUGGCUCCGGGGGGAUAAUAAAGGCCUGCUAAAGUAAAUCGGUGUGUUUUUGUAAGAAAAAUACCCAUAUUUAAACUUUACAAACCUUAAUCACUAGCUCGGAAUCUCUAAUCUCGGAAGCAAAGAGGAGAGAGCAAAACAAACAAAAGGGUUACGAAUUAGAAGUACAAAAAGAAAAUUUUUUUAUAGAAAAAUGUCAAGAUUCCGAUAUAAGCCAAGAUGAGUCUGGUUUUCCUUUGCUAAACAAUGGAAACUUUGCUUCCUUUGCUCCUGUAAACAAACCUCGAUUCUUGCGAGACUAGCAUGCUCUUGUUAGUUGAAGAUGUUUAUAAAGUUUUAAAUA
Carassius carassius (crucian carp) is the source of this 1651-nucleotide messenger RNA. Its product is annotated as oxidoreductase NAD-binding domain-containing protein 1. Gene Ontology annotation, molecular function: oxidoreductase activity. Gene Ontology annotation, cellular component: mitochondrion. The transcript has 8 exons. The coding region runs from base 44 to 964 and encodes 306 amino acids. The record is from RefSeq and is a predicted model, not a curated record. NCBI's taxonomy places the organism in Eukaryota, Metazoa, Chordata, Actinopteri, Cypriniformes, Cyprinidae.